GUGUGUGUGUGUGUGUGUUCACUAAACGUUCUGCUAGCUUCACGAACCACCACGCAAAUUCUGUAGCCAACUGUCGCUUAAUUAUUUUUUACAAACCUCUGAGGUGCAGCAAUUUCAGCAGCCAAGAUGUUCAACAGAAUGACAAGUUUAUGGAUGGGUGAUUUAGACCCAUACAUGGAUGAAAACUUCAUUAAGCAAGCUUUCAGCACUAUGGGAGAGACUGCAUAUGGUGUCAAAAUAAUUACACAUCGAGUUACGGGAGGCUCGGCUGGAUACUGUUUUGUGGAGAUGGCAGAUGAGGCCAGUGUUGACCGUUGUGUGCAGAGGCUUAAUGGGAAGCUGGUUCCAGGAUCGAAUCCGCCCAGGAAGUUCAAGCUAAACUACGCAACAUAUGGGAAAAGGCCAGAGCCUGGCCCAGAAUUUUCUGUCUUUGUUGGAGAUCUCACGUCAGAUGUGGAAGACUACCAGCUUCAUCAGUUCUUUCUGAAAAAAUUCCCUUCAUGCAAAGGAGCCAAAGUUGUCACUGAUCCUUAUGGGAACUCCAGGGGUUAUGGCUUUGUGAAGUUUAGCGACGAGAACGAACAGAAGAAAGCCCUUGAGGAGUUUCAGAACGCAUCAGGCCUGGGAGGAAAACCCAUCAGGAUAAGCAUUGCCGUCAACAAAGGCAAUAAGCCAAGCAGUUACCACAACCAGAAUAACAGCUACAACACCAACUAUCAACAGCAGUACUAUCAACAGCCCUACAACAAUUACUAUCCUCAGUGGGGUUAUGAUCAGUAUAGCAGUUAUAACUACGGCUAUAACCCAUAUGCAACCCCCCCUCCAGGUCCACAUGGAAUGAUGGGACCACCCCCACCCAUGGGGAUGCCCCCCAUGCCCCCUGACAUGCAGGGAUCCACAGAGCAGUCACAUGAUGGCACUGAGGAUGUUGAGGACCCAGCUGAAGACCCAAACCCACAGGUGGAUGUGGAUACAUUAAAUAGGCAAUACAUGGAGUGCAGUGAGGAGCUGUACGAUUCGCUCAUGGAUUGCCACUGGCAGCCACUGGACUGUGUCACAUCUGAAAUUCCUAUGAUGAACGGUUCCUGACUGUCUGAACCAACCACCGUCCAGGAUUAUUAUACUUUGUGAAGGAACAUGCCUUUUUAUAAUGAUCUGAGCAAGUUUUUCAGAGAAUGUUUUUUCUCCUUUUCAGCCUUUUAUUUGGAGCUUCAUUCGAACAGGAAAAAUGCUUUCUUCGUGUGUGUCCAUCACCUUUUUUCUUUUUUUCAAAGUUAGGUAGUUAUGGUUUUGUUGAACAGGUUUUUUAAAGAUGGAUGGAAAGAUUCUUCUUCAGUACUAAUGUCAUUUUUAAUCAGGAGUUAUUCCUACUCUUGCCUUAUUAAACUUUUCCAUUAGAAAUUUGAAGCAUGCUUUGUGUAUCCAAAUAAGCGUCUCUUAUAUACACCCCUUUUUUGUCUGUUGUGAGGCCACUGAUGGUUUUUCAUUUGUGAAAGCUUUGUUCAAAAGAUGGUUCUUGUUUAGAGAUGUUUGAAAAAUGAGACAACUGCAUAAAAAUGUAUACCACACCACACUGACCCAGGAUUAUAUUCUGUCUUUAAAUUACAUAUGCAUUUGGGCAUAAAUGAAUCACAAGUUUCUUAUUUAAGGCUGAGCUUUCCAGAAAUUCUGUGAGUAUUUUUGUAAUA
Molecule: messenger RNA, 1688 nt
Organism: Sinocyclocheilus rhinocerous
Lineage: Eukaryota; Metazoa; Chordata; Actinopteri; Cypriniformes; Cyprinidae
Product: tRNA selenocysteine 1-associated protein 1-like
Exons: 9
Coding region: 127-1089 (320 amino acids)
Molecular function (GO): RNA binding
Source: RefSeq, a predicted model, not a curated record